This is a messenger RNA of Stomoxys calcitrans (stable fly), 726 nucleotides long. RefSeq lists its product as uncharacterized. The record is from RefSeq and is a predicted model, not a curated record. Bases 128 to 559 code for a protein of 143 amino acids. NCBI's taxonomy places the organism in Eukaryota, Metazoa, Arthropoda, Insecta, Diptera, Muscidae. The transcript is spliced from 3 exons.
CGCAAAAAAGGUGUGAAAAACAUAUGCGAAGCUACAGAACCUUCAAUUGGACGCUUAAGCAAGUCGUCUACCAACAAUUAAGAGAUAAACUAUUCCCAAGAUAAUUAAUCCUACUUUGGUAUGCACCAUGCAUAGACCUAGCUUUGGAUAUUUUGAAUAUUGCAAUGUAUCACGGAAUGCACAAAAUGAUCCGAGCGCUUCGUUUUAUAUAAAAAUCUUACAGUUGCCAGUCACCAGCUUUUCAGUGCAUAUUGAAGUUCAUUAUCUUUCAAAUGUGCGGCAACCUAUUGUGCCCUUAAACUCCACUUGGGAUUAUUGUCAGUUUCUGGCAAAUCGAAAACGUUUCAGAUCCUUUGAACGUGUGUACAAUCUCUUAGGCUACUACACCAAUGUCAAUCAUUCUUGUCCUUACAAUCAUGAUAUCAUUGGCAAAGACAUGUCAAUUGACACUCAAAAGGUACCCUUUCCCUUAUUACCUGGGGUAUAUGCGCUCAAAACCUUGUAUUAUGUCGACGGUGAAAAGACGCUUAGUAUUGAUGCCAGUGGCAAAGUGGUAUGAGUGGGCUCAGGGCAUAUACAUCUACAAUCUUGGAUUGCUUAAACAUAUUGGAUCUAAAUAACAAGGAUUAUCAAAGAAAUAUUCACCCAUAAGGGAUGAGGGAACCAUCAGCAGUAUUAAACAAUAAAUGGAAUAAUAAAUAUUUUAGUUUAAUUUUAUUCUGGUUA